GGGGCGCUGGGCUGAGGUGGCCGUGUAUAAAUAGUGUGCUCUCAAAUACACAGUCACAACAGCAGGAGUGAUCUCACCUCCUCUCCACCCCUUCUAUCUAUCGCUGCUGCCAGCCUCCUAAAAGAGCGUAUCCGUGAGCUGUACACUGGUAUAUAGAGACGGUAUAUGCUGAGAAUUCACGGUGGAUUUCCCUGAGCAGGAGCACUACUGAGCGACAGAGCUGACCAUGGAAGAACUUACGGCAUUCGUGUCGAAAUCGUUCGAUCAGAAAACCAAGGAGAGCAGCAAAGAGAGUAUCACGUACAGGGAAGUUUUGGAGAGCGGCUUGACAAGGGCGAGGGAGCUGGGCAGCCCGGAGACAAACCUGCAGGACAUUACGGAGAGCAACCACUGCCCGGUGCAUCUGUUCAAGGACCACGUCGAGCUGGAGAAGGAGAAACUGAAGGACUUUAAUGUUACGCGGGCGACAGAGGGGAUAUAUGAGUGUAAGGAGAAAAAGGAGGACGUGAAGUCCGAGGAUGAAGAUGCACAGGGCAAACUGAAGCAGCGGAGGAGUCGCACUAACUUCACCCUGGAGCAGCUCAACGAGCUGGAGCGGCUCUUCGACGAGACGCAUUACCCGGACGCCUUCAUGAGAGAGGAGCUGAGCCAGAGGCUGGGACUGUCCGAGGCCAGAGUGCAGGUUUGGUUUCAGAACAGGAGAGCAAAGUGUCGAAAACAAGAAAACCAGAUGCACAAAGGUGUUAUUCUGGGCAGCGGCAGUCCCCUUGACGCAUGCAGAGUAGCACCCUAUGUCAAUAUGGGCGCCCUCCGGAUGCCCUUCCAACAGGUCCAAGCACAGCUCCAGUUGGAAGGGGUCACCCACUCCGCCCACUCCCACCCUCACCUGCACCCUCCUGGCCGCUCACGCGCCCUACCUGAUGUUCCCGCCCCCUCCUUUCGGACUACCAAUCGCAUCUCUGGCCGACUCAGCCUCGGCGGCGGCGGCGGUGGCAGCAGCCGCCAAAAGCAACAGCAAGAACUCGAGCAUCGCCGACCUGCGACUCAAGGCAGGACUUCUGCGGGGCCAGUGGCUCAGUCCACUCCAGGCACAGAUCACAUCCCAAGGACCGUACAAACACAUGUGGAUGUCUGUCUGAGGGCCAGGCCCGGGGCCCGUCAGACCAGAAGAUGUUAGAACAAAGCAAACUGGCAGGCAGCAGCAGGGCCAAAAGCAGAGCCUCGCUGACGCUGGCUGACGCCAUGUUGACAAUGCAAAGGGUUAAACUUGUGUGUGUGUGUGGGGGGGGAAACAGACCCAAACAUCACCCCACCGAGGUAUUGGAACGGCUCUCACCUUCACCCGCCUCCCCAAUCCCCCCUCCCUCCCCUCGUGCCCCGCUCCUCACUAGAGAAACGAAAGAAGAAAACAUUUAAAGAACAAAACAAGGCCAUAUUUGUCUCCAACCACUGUGUUCCCUGCUGCUGCCAAGUGCAUGAGCUCUAAUGGAGGACCGUUACUGGGACUGGUUUCCAUCCGCACCUGACAUUAACACUCGACAGCUGUUUUAAACACUGCCAUCCAACAUGCUCCCCCCGACACCUUCAAAGUCAAAGGCCUCCAUUAGAGCCUGAUACCCUUCUUCUGAUGGACUUAUGCUCUAACAAAAGCAACAAAUCCGUUUGGUUUUUUUUCUCCCUCUUUUUGUUGUUGUUAGUCGCAGACUGGAGAGACGUUGCUCUGUGUUGUCGGGCAUGUGCUGGCGAGACUUUUGGUUUGCAUUUCUCCCUCAAAGUGUGCGCUAUCUCUCUCGCUCUGUCUUUAUUAUUUUCUUUCCUUUCUGUUUGUUGUGUUGUAUUUUUGGGUAAAGAAGUGAAGAUCGCCUUUGCACUUCAGGUCUCGCACGUGGGUGUUUACAAAUGGCACUACAAGCAGAUACUACUUUAUUAAUUGAAGCGGGGAGCUGGGUUUGAUAUCGUCACGCGAUCAGCAAAAAGAACAAUUAUCUUAGAUAAAGGGUAUAAAUGGGAUUUUCCUUUUUCCUCUUUUCUUCUUUUGUAAUUCUGAAAAAAUAUGAAGAAAGCAUCAGUCAAACUGAAAUGCAAUGGUGUGCAGUUUAAGUGCAAUACUGUAAAUAGCAAAAAAAGAAAAAAAGAAGUAAAAACAGCUAGCAGUUAGUCCUCAAUGAUAAAGAGACCCAAUGACUUUAUUUUACUUUUAUUUUUCUCAUGCACUGUUGGAGUGUUCAGUUUAUUUGCCAAACCCACCAGUUUUUCUACAGCAGUGUAUAUUUUGUUUGGUUCGAGAAAACCCCCUUAAAGACCAGGUGCCAUAUUCCUACAUAACCUCCUAUGUAUUCAGACAAUUUUCUAUACAUCAGGCACAGCUUUUAUGAGGAAAGACAUGAGCACAUUUUUGGAUUCAGCAGAAAUUAAGGUAGAUGAAAAUAAGCUCUCUUAAGUACUCCACCAACGGUCAAAGAAAUCCUUUUUGCUUUUUGCAUUUUUAGGAAAAAGUGUUUUAUCAGUCAAUCAGCACCCUAACCCAAACCGAGCAGUUGUUUAUGAUACGAUUAGUUUAAUUUUGCAUGUUGUAUGUGAUUUUUUUUUUGUCUUUUUCAUCCUUAAUUUCCAAAUAAAUUCAACGUGUAUGCUACAAAUUGUUCCAGAAAAAACAUUGGGAUGAAAUACCGUUUAUUUUGACAACCUUUUAAACACUGCUGUCAGACCCGUGCUAAAUAUAUGGAUCCGCUUCAGGUCCGCGUGACCUCGAUCAGUCUCCAAACAACAUUUUCUGUCUUACCAGACCUCCAUUUAGAAAUGUUUAUUAAUGUCUCCAUUUUAAAUUAAGCAUAUGGGUGUUUUAUUUAUUAUUUUGUCUGAAAGUUUAUGAAAGAUUAAAUAGUUGAACUACAAGUGUACAUUUUUACAUGGCUUUGCAUUUAUUUUUGUAUGUUUUUAUUAAGUGUUUCAUUUUGAAUUGGGGGGUGGCGUGGGGGGUGUGGCUGUAGUAAGUUGUUUGCCUAAAAAAAAAAAAAAAAAAAAAAUGUAGCGUGUCCGAGUUUACAAACAUUUCAGGGACGGUUGAAUUUAACAAUCCAUGGAAUUUGUUGUACCCAUUAAAAUGAUUACCAUUUCAUAUGCAAGCAUGCCUAAACAUGAAUCAUCGUACAGUUUGUUUUUUUACCCUUUUGAGUCACAAAAUAUGAAUGUACAUCUUGUACAAGUAAACUAUCAAUAAAGUUAUAAAU
Molecule: messenger RNA, 3230 nt
Organism: Pundamilia nyererei
Lineage: Eukaryota; Metazoa; Chordata; Actinopteri; Cichliformes; Cichlidae
Gene: shox
Product: shox homeobox
Biological process (GO): regulation of transcription by RNA polymerase II
Cellular component (GO): nucleus
Molecular function (GO): DNA-binding transcription factor activity, RNA polymerase II-specific; sequence-specific double-stranded DNA binding
Source: RefSeq, a predicted model, not a curated record